AUGGGCGCCUACAAGAGCGACGUGCUGCGCUACCUCCUCCGCAUUCGGUCCUGGGAGUACCGGCAGUGGCCGUCCAUCGUGCGGCUGACGCGACCCUCGAGGACAAAGAAGGCGCACAAGCUGGGCUACAAGGCCAAGCAGGGCUUCGUCGUGUACAGGGUGCGCGUGAGGCGCGGUAAUAGGAAGAAGAAGGCGCCUAAGGGCAUCACAUCCAUCAAGCCAAAGAAGAAUCAUCAGUCCCUGGCUGAGGAGAGGGUUGGGCGCAAGUGUGGUGCACUAAGGGUGCUCAACAGCUAUUGGAUCAACGAGGACAGUACCUACAAGUACUGUGAGGUCAUCCUUGUGGAACCCUUCCAUCAAGCGAUCAGAAACGAUCCCCGCAUCGACUGGAUUUGCCGACCUGUCCACAAGCACCGCGAGAUGCAUGGUCUGACAUCCUCAGGCAGGAAAUACCGAGGCCUGGUGGGCAAGGGCCAUAGGCACACACACUGCCGUCCGUCAAGGAGGGCUGGCUGGAAACGCAGAAACACUCUGAGCCUCAGGAGGUACCGAUAG
Messenger RNA from Ostreobium quekettii, 555 nucleotides. NCBI's taxonomy places the organism in Eukaryota, Viridiplantae, Chlorophyta, Ulvophyceae, Bryopsidales, Ostreobiaceae. The record is from the annotation of a GenBank genome assembly.